Molecule: messenger RNA, 1035 nt
Organism: Ichthyophthirius multifiliis
Lineage: Eukaryota; Ciliophora; Oligohymenophorea; Hymenostomatida
Exons: 2
Biological process (GO): anaphase-promoting complex-dependent catabolic process; positive regulation of anaphase-promoting complex-dependent catabolic process; positive regulation of ubiquitin protein ligase activity
Cellular component (GO): anaphase-promoting complex
Molecular function (GO): anaphase-promoting complex binding; ubiquitin ligase activator activity; protein binding
Source: RefSeq, a predicted model, not a curated record
AUGAAUGAAAAUACACUCGAAAACACCGAAUUAACUGAAUAAACUGAAAUAAACCCUCGAGACUAGUAAAAACCAAAAAAAUUAUUUACAUACGGUCAUAAAAACUACCCUAAUUAAUUAAAAACCCAAAAAAAUAAUAAUAAUAACAUAUAAUAAUUAAUAUUAAAACCAUCCGAAAAUGAAAUUGAACGUAAAAUAACUAAAUAACCCUAUAAAAUACUAGAAUCUUAAAAUCUCCAAGAUGAUUUCUAUCUUAACCUACUAGAUUGGUCUCCCUAAAACUACCUCGCAGUAGGACUAAAAAAUGAAGUUUUUAUAUGGUCCGGCUGUACUUCUACUAUAACUUAAUUAUGCAAUCUUGGCCUUUCAGAUAUAGUAAGUUCGGUUUCUUGGAGUUAGAGAAGUAAUCAUAUAGCAAUAGGUGAUUCUUUAGGUAAUAUAAGAUUAUAUGACACUGCAAAACAUAAGUUAGUUUAAAUUAUGCCAGGACAUUAAUCUAGGGUUGGCAGUAUUUCAUGGAAUGGAACACUUAUAGCCUCCGGAUCGAGAGAUAGGAAUAUUUUAGUGAGAGACACAAGGGAUGGAAAGAAUAACAUCAUUUAAAAAUACGUGGGACAUAAGCAAGAAAUAUGUGGUCUAAAAUGGUCUUUUGAUGAACAAUUAUUAGCUUCGGGAGGAAAUGACAAUAAACUAAUACUCUGGAGUCUAAAAAAAUAAGGAGAAUUAUCUAAAUUCUCGUAACAUUCAGCAGCUGUAAAAGCCAUAGGCUUCUCUCCACAUUAACAUAAUAUACUUGCCAGUGGAGGGGGUACGGCUGAUAGAUGUAUAAGAUUCUGGAAUACUCAAACUCUUAAAUAAAUUGAUUAUUUAGAUACUGGAUCUUAAGUUUGUAAUUUAAUGUUUUCAAAAAAUGAUAACGAAUUAGUGUCUACUCAUGGAUAUAGUCUGAAUCAAAUUAUUGUAUGGAAAUAUCCUUCAAUGAAAAAAUUUAAACACUAACUGGACAUACUUAAAGGGUUCUCUAUUUAGCAAUGA